GCCACCUCAAAAUCAUCCGACAUGGCUCGGUUUACACUUGUAGACUGAAUUGUAUUUCAUUCGAAUGUGCAUAGCAGCCUCAAAACUGAAGCACCAUGGUCUGAUUUACACCUCUAGGCUAACAGUACCUCAAACUUAAAAAGAAAUUGUCAGUUAAUAACAAACAUCAAAAUAUUACAUUUUUUAAACUUAUGUUAUCAUAUGUACUAUACAUUUCUCUUUACAUUUUAUGUUCUCUAUAAAGCAGAUAUAUAGCUAGAUUGAGCUGCAUCCUAUGUAAGUCUUGGAGGAAUAGGGCUGUCUUGUUCUCACUUGACAGGAAUCUUAUCUAACAAAGACUUUGGGAUAAUGGAUUCUCCUCUUUACAAUCUGGGUUCUUUUUUAAAUUGAAAGAACUUUGAUUGCAUUACUAGUACUAAUUCCUGAAUCUUGACCAUUUGAUCUAGAUCAAGAUUAUUAAGUUCUGCUAGAUACUGACCCAGGGGAAGGAUUCAAACUCGACUGAAAGGAUCUUCAUUCGAGAGAUUGAAACAGAAAAGUGGUUAUGAGCGAGCUCGAUUCUGGAAGGCCAAAGCCAUGGAACAUCCAUGGCGGUUCGUCUCAAACAGAAGUUGGCAGAGAAAGUCAAUGGAAUAGCUUCACCACAUCCAUGAAUGCCAUUUCUUUUGGCUUUCUGGCUACAGCAAUAUUGAUAUCAAUGUUUGUUAUAAUGGCUAUAUUCGAGCAUCUGUUUAGGCCAAAUUCUUUGUCUCGAGAUGACUCUACUGCCCACUUGGAAUCACCACAAAUGCAGAAACUUGGAGAUUCACAAACAGUCCAAACUACAUCAUAUGCAUCAGAUUUCUCAGUAGUAAUGCCAGGCCAGCAGUAUCCCACCUUCAUUGCACAACCUUCUCCUCUGCCUUGUCAAAGAGGAGGAGUUUAUUGGCCCUCCCAUCAAAAUACAUAGUUUUGACUUUUUUGUACACGUCUUUCUUCUUUUAUCUUAUGGGAUCAUUGUGUUUAGAGAAAAAAUGAAAUUUUAUCGUGUAUAUCCCUUUAAGGGUUUUGCUACAAGUACACCAAGUUAUGUAUAGCCCCCCUCACAAUAGGGGGAACACGAUUUUUUAAUGCGCGCGAGCUCUCCUUUGUGAGACACAGCUCGGUGUACAAAUAUCAAAAGCCAU
This is a messenger RNA of Olea europaea var. sylvestris, 1166 nucleotides long. RefSeq lists its product as uncharacterized. The transcript has 2 exons. The record is from RefSeq and is a predicted model, not a curated record. Bases 545 to 949 code for a protein of 134 amino acids. NCBI's taxonomy places the organism in Eukaryota, Viridiplantae, Streptophyta, Magnoliopsida, Lamiales, Oleaceae.